Molecule: messenger RNA, 297 nt
Organism: Tetrahymena thermophila SB210
Lineage: Eukaryota; Ciliophora; Oligohymenophorea; Hymenostomatida; Tetrahymenidae
Product: transmembrane protein, putative
Exons: 2
Source: RefSeq, a predicted model, not a curated record
AUGCUCUGCAUUAACAAAUUUCAAAAGCCUCAGAAAACUAACAAUUUGGUUAAGGGAUAAUUAAAUCAAAUAAGAAUCAAGAUAGGAGUUAAUGAAUUAAUUUACUAAACUGUAGAAAUUGGUAAUAAAAGAUAUAUACUUAUGAAUAUUAUCAUUUGCUAUACUAUUGUUAAUAUAAUACUAAAUUAUUAUAUAAUUCUAGUUAAGUCUAUUUUUUAUUACAUUAAUUGUAAGCAAAUUAUUUGUAAUUGUGAAUUCUUUCUUUCUAUUUUAUAUUCUAAAUAAUUUUUAAAUUGA